ACCUACCGAUACUCGCCUCUCAUCGCCGGCCUCCUGGCGCCUGGUUACUUCCUGCUGGCCCACUGCCCCGAACAAUAUCCUCUUCUCCGCACAGUUCUCAGUUGGUUGUCUGUGUCACUGGGCAAGCUGCUCUUCAUCACUGCUGACGUGCUCUGCGCGCUUGUCCAGUGCCGUAUCAUAGCUGUCGAGGGACGGAAAUACUUUUCAACUUCAAGUCAGCGGAAAAUCUCUCAGCACACUACGAACUGGCUCAUCGGUUUCUGCUGGCUCUUCAAUCCCGUCACAGCGACCGUUUCUGUCCGCGGGAACGCUGAAUCCGUCCUGGGCCUCGCUGUCCUCGGUUGCCUCCUCUGUGUCCUGCAGGAGCGCAUUUUCCUCUCCGGUUUCCUCUUCGGCCUAUGCAUUCACCUCAAACUCUAUCCGGCCUACUUCUAUCACUUUACGCGGGUCGACUUUUGGCACAACUUUGCACCCCACUUCUACCCCAUCUACCUGUUUGAGGGUGUUCUCUCCGGUGCGAUGGCUACCCCCUCGGUCUACGACCCUAGUCUUUUUCCCUUGCGACUGCUGCCAUCAGGCUUCUUGGCUUGGUUUUAUGAUACAGCAGUACUACAGCGCCUCUACGGUCUCUUCAAGCUGGUCGCUUUCCUGCCUGCUCUCAUUCUCGUGCCCGGGCUCGCCUUCAAGUUGCAUAGGCGACCGAGCAUGGCCUGGUUCGCGAUAACUUUCGCCUUUGUAGCCUUCAACAAGGUCUGUACUUCUCAGUACUUCCUCUGGUGGCUGGUCCUUCUUCCGUCUGCGCUGGCAUGCGUUUCCAUUCCCAGAAACGAGAAAGCUGCCAACCCCACUUUCCUCCAAGCCCUGGGAUUGAGCAGGGACGUAGUCUUUUUCGCACUGCCUCUUCUCCUCCUCUGGGUUGGCGGCCAGGCUGGAUGGCUGCUGAUCGCUUACUUUCAUGAAAUUCACGGCGGAUUUUGGGGCAGGGGCCUGUGGCUAGCCCUGUGGUUGGCCUCUGUUCUCUUCCUUCUAAUUAAUGUUUACAUUCUGCUCCGUCUGGUAGGAGCCGUUCGCCCUGAGUCAGCGGUCUACAAGCCGAAGGUAACUGAUCAACUGCCAGCGCAGUAA
Messenger RNA from Dibothriocephalus latus, 1125 nucleotides. Lineage: Eukaryota; Metazoa; Platyhelminthes; Cestoda; Diphyllobothriidea; Diphyllobothriidae. The record is from the annotation of a GenBank genome assembly.